GUCGUCAAUCCCCAAUUCCCCUCCGCGCAAACCCUAGCCCCCCUCAGAUUCGGCAUGCGAGUCCCGCCAAACUCCAAUUCGUGACCUCGCCGGAGAUGAUCGCCUCGCGGCCGCCGCAUCCUCGCCGGAUUCGGCCCCUCGCCGCCGCCUCACUGGUACUGUUCCUCCUCUUCCUCUGCAUCCGCUCGGAUGGGGACUCUCCGCCAUCUUCGCGCCGCAGAUUCCUCUCCGAUGCCGAUCCCGCCGCUUCCAACGGCGGGAACCUCUCGGAGAUCACCCCUCCGCAGCUGGACAACCCCUCCGCCUCGUGCGCCGGCAUCGCGCGCCACGAGGGUUUCAGCUCCCAGUGCGACUUCGUCCGGGCCCACCCGCAGUGCAGCUCCGGCGGGUUCGUGGACUACCUAGACUUCUUCUACUGCAGGUGCGAGAGAUUCAGGCUCCUUGGGUACGCUGUGCUCGCGGUGUGCCUGGCAGCCUUGUUCUACAUGCUCGGCAACACGGCCGCCGACUACUUCUGCUGCAGCCUCGAGAAGAUGUCCGCGCUGCUGCGGCUCCCGCCCACUGUGGCUGGUGUCACGCUGCUCCCGUUUGGUAACGGUGCUCCUGAUGUGUUCGCCAGUAUUGCGGCGUUCAUGGGGUCUGGCUCCGGAGACGUGGGGCUCAACAGCGUGCUCGGCGGAGCGGUGUUUGUUACCUGUGUCGUUGUUGGGGCGGUGUCCUUGUCCGUCGCGGAGAAGAAUGUGCAGAUUGACUGGAAGUGCUUUGUAAGGGAUGUUGGAUUCUUCCUCAUCACUUUGGUCGCGCUCUCUGUUAUAUUGAUCGUCGGGAAGGUGACUUUCUGGGGAGCUAUGCUGUUUGUCUUGAUUUAUGUGGUCUAUGCAUUUGUGGUGGCUGCAAAUGAGUUACUAAGGAAGCAUGCACGGAUGCUCAAGUUUGAUCUAGUCACACCAUUGCUUCCUGUACGCGCAAGUAUUUUUGCGCAAGGAAUAGAGGAAGAUGACUCUGUGUACAGUUCACUUCUCGAGGAGGAUACAAGUGAUGAUGUGGCGCAGAUAAACACAUCGUUGCCUCAGUGGAUGUGGGCUUCUCAUGUGGCUAUCUACUCAAAUCAAGGGAGAGAUGGUUCGCCUGACAGGCCAUUGUGGGGUUGGAAUGAAGAAGGCAGAGUGGAUACCUCCACGCUUAACUUCUCCAAGCUGAUUUUGUUUUUGGAGCUGCCCUUGACAAUACCAAGAAAGUUGACGAUUCCAAUAGUUGAGGAAGACCGCUGGUCCAAGGAAUAUGCUGUUGCAAGUGCUGGCUUGGCGCCUCUUCUCUUGGCAUUUUUGUGGAACAGUCAGGAUGGAGUAUCUAUGGGGGCUACCAUAGCAUCAUAUGUGAUAGCUGGUGUCUUCGGGAUUGCACUUGCUGCUCUCGCUUUCAGUUUCACCAGUCCCGAUCGACCUCCAAGGAGAUAUUUAUUCCCAUGGGUUUUUGGAGGGUUCGUCAUGAGCAUCACUUGGUUCUACAUCAUUGCCAAUGAGCUGGUUGCACUGUUGGUUGCAUUUGGAGUGAUACUGGGGAUUAAUCCUUCAAUUCUUGGGCUGACUGUUUUAGCAUGGGGCAACUCAAUGGGUGACUUGAUGUCAAAUGUAGCCUUGGCAAUGAAUGGAGGAGACGGUGUGCAGAUUGCUAUGUCUGGGUGUUAUGCAGGGCCUAUGUUCAAUACACUUGCUGGCUUAGGAAUAUCGAUGCUACUUGGAGCUUGGUCAACGGCACCCAACUCUUAUGCUCUUCCGCAGGACAGCUCUCUUAUUUACACGAUGAGUUUCCUCGUUGCUGGAUUGAUCUGGGCUCUUGUUAUGCUGCCACGAGGCGGCAUGCGGCCUAACCGGACACUUGGAGUUGGUCUCAUUGCUCUUUACUCUGUUUUCCUUUUCAUUAGAGUAAGCAAUGCUAUGGGGAUAUUUCCACUUCCAGGCUUGAAUUAGAUGUUCGUGUUUAUUGUACAUGAUUGUCAUUUGUACAAAUGAAAUGGAGUUAUACACUGUUCUUCUGUUUUGUUA
Molecule: messenger RNA, 2045 nt
Organism: Lolium rigidum
Lineage: Eukaryota; Viridiplantae; Streptophyta; Magnoliopsida; Poales; Poaceae
Product: cation/calcium exchanger 4-like
Exons: 1
Coding region: 96-1970 (624 amino acids)
Biological process (GO): monoatomic cation transport; transmembrane transport
Cellular component (GO): membrane
Molecular function (GO): monoatomic cation transmembrane transporter activity
Source: RefSeq, a predicted model, not a curated record